AUGAAGUUUCUGUUUCUGUUAAGCAAAUUAGUUUACACGCUCGGAAAUGUCUCUACACCAUAUCUAUGGUGUGGACAUUAUGACUUGACACCAAAUGGCUCCCAAACGGAGGAUUCCUGCUGUCCAUUUUUCAAAAAUCUCUUUCAAGUAAUCUCUAUCGUGAACAAAACAGACAAUAAUGGAGACGCUAUUGCCAACAGUCUCGAAAUAUGUACAAACAGUACUAGCAUCAAGGAUAAAACAAUUAAGUGUUGUUCUAUAUGUUUUAACAAAUGCAAAAUGUUUUAUGAGAUUGAUCAAAAAACUAGUAUGGCCUCCUUCAUACCUUCAAAGAUCGAAAAUUUGAGGUUUCCUAAAGUUAGCCCGGAUAAUGACAGAUCAUAUCUUGGAAUACAAAACAAAACCAGCAGAUUUAUAGUUACAGUUAACUUAAACACGGUAAAGACUGUUGAAAAUAUAGUUUUUUUGGUUGAUAUAGACAACAAAAAUGGUCUGAAGAAAUUGUUCGAAGUUGAUGCCUCCAACCUUGAGAUCAUUGAAAUUGAUGUAGAGGAUAUUGAAUCACUGGAUAUUAAUGUGCCAGAAGACAUUUUAAACACUCUAAAAGAGGACGCAAGUAUAUUUACAUGGAAAAACUUCAUAAUUGCUCUUUUAGUGUACUACAUUGUAGGUUCCUUGGCUAUUAUCGGAUAUUUCUGCUUUUUCAAGAAGCCGGCGACAUGA
Molecule: messenger RNA, 723 nt
Organism: Vittaforma corneae ATCC 50505
Lineage: Eukaryota; Fungi; Microsporidia; Nosematidae
Exons: 1
Coding region: 1-723 (240 amino acids)
Source: RefSeq, a predicted model, not a curated record